AUGGCUACUCCUGAACAACAAAAGCAAUUGCAGGCUCUCUCAGACGAGUACACUACCCUACAGAACGCCAGACAAAAACUCGAAUCUCAACAACAAGAGAACAAGGGCCUUGUUGGCCCUAUCCUACUCAAGCAAGAUGCAUCCGAGGCAAAGAGCACUGUCGAUGGCCGUCUAGAGUUCAUUGACAAGGAAAUGUGCGUUUUCUUCUACUUUCGACUCAAAGCUUAA
This is a messenger RNA of Aureobasidium musti, 228 nucleotides long. The record is from the annotation of a GenBank genome assembly. NCBI's taxonomy places the organism in Eukaryota, Fungi, Ascomycota, Dothideomycetes, Dothideales, Saccotheciaceae.